This is a messenger RNA of Stereum hirsutum FP-91666 SS1, 672 nucleotides long. RefSeq lists its product as uncharacterized. The coding region runs from base 1 to 672 and encodes 223 amino acids. The record is from RefSeq and is a predicted model, not a curated record. Lineage: Eukaryota; Fungi; Basidiomycota; Agaricomycetes; Russulales; Stereaceae. The transcript is spliced from 2 exons.
AUGUCGCAAAUCGAUAUAUCCCCUGAAAGCCCACCCCCCUUCGACGAAGAUCGACCGGUCCCAAAGCAAGCCCCCAAUCUUACCGAGCAUGAUGAUCUUCCCCUUGCUGGUCCUCUGGAUGGAUAUGUCGGCGCCCAUUUCCCAAAAAACGACAAGUUUGUCACGUCUAUUAACUGUAACUGGGUUCCAACAAUCAACAUGGAUGACCACGAAACCUUUGUACGUGAAGAUGGUACCUAUGGCGAGGACGACUACAUCGUGACGCCUCAAUGUUUCUCUAAACAAUACGCGCAUUUAUUUUGUAUUCCGACCGUCCCGACCGAAGACAACAAUCCCCUUUCCGAAUACCGUCAUAUGUGGUAUCCGCUCCCUACCAACGCCUUGAGGACUACCAGCGAUCAAUCGACUAGUGGAAUCAGCGAGGCCAUGGUGCAAAUCAUCGAUGAGCACCUGGAAUUCCUACAUGAGGCUGCGCGAUAUAUAAAGACCGUCGCGUCACAUGUAGUACGAAUAAUCGAAGACAAGUACAGAACGGUGCCAGAGGCCAGCGCGAAUCCCAUCAAUUUGCUCGUAGACAAACUCGUAAAUUGUUUAACCAGUCUUUCGACCCUCGGCGCAACAAAAAGCACGACACUCUACCGGUAUACCGAAUUGAAGCCGCGCGUGGCUUGA